CAUCAGCUUAAUUAGACAAGCAUUCCCCAUUAGCUUAUAAAUUGGCAUGCUAGAGGCUAGAGUUUCGUAGCAACUAGGAAGAUUGGCCAUGGCUACUUUUGCUUCCAUCUUCCACAGUUGCUUCAUGUAUUCUUCUCUAAUUCUUUAUUUAUGCCUUUUCUUCUCUUUAGAAAAGGGUUCUUUUGCUUUUGAAGCAAGAAAAAUAGCAGAAAGCCAACAUCUUCAACUUUUCCAUACCAUUCAAGUUAGCGAUUUGCUUCAAUCAACUUCCUGCAAGAACUCUACCAAAGAAAACACGGCAGUCUUGAAGGUGGUUCACAGGCACGGGCCAUGCUCCCAGCUGAAUCAAGGCAAUGCAAAUGCUCCCGAUCUCGAGAAAAUCCUUGCUGAAGAUCAAUCCAGAGUGGAUUCAAUUCACUCAAAGCUCUCCAUAACCUCCGGAGGCAGCUAUGUCAAGCAGACGGAUGGUACUAGACUUCCAGCCAAUAAAGGUCUCUCCCUUGGCACAGGCAAUUACUUUGUCACCGUGGGACUUGGCACUCCUAGAAAGAAUCUCCCACUCAUCUUCGACACUGGAAGUGACCUCACUUGGGCAAAAUGCAAGCCUGGCGUCGAUGCCUAUGACCCUACUAAAUCCACUUCCUAUUUCAACAUUUCUUGCACUUCAGAAAUUUGCCCUUAUGUCACUUCCGCUACAGGUAUGCGUCCUGAUUGUGUCUCCUCAACGUGUGUGUACGGCCUCCAAUACGGUGACGGAUCAUUCUCUGUUGGAUUCUUGGCCAAAGAAAGGCUAAGCGUUGGAUCUACCGACGUUUUUGACAAUUUCUACUUCGGUUGUGGCCAGAGAAAUGAAGGACUGUUCGGGAAAGUUGGCGGCCUGAUUGGUCUUGGCCGAGCUAAGUUGUCCAUCGUCACACAAACCGCUUCAAAAUACAAUAAGCUUUUUUCCUACUGUCUCCCAGCUUAUGGCAAAACCGGCUUUCUGAGUUUCGGUGCCUCACAAUCAAAAUCUGCUAAAUUCAUCCCUCUAUCUUCUAAUGCAAACUUUUAUGGCCUCGAACUCAUUGGAAUUAUCGUAGGCGGCCAGAAGCUUCCAAUCUCCAUAACGGUGUUUUCUAGAGCAGGAACAAUCAUAGACUCUGGCACUGUAAUCACACGGCUGCAGCCGGCUGCUUACUCUGCUCUCCGUUCAGCAUUCGAGAAAGCAAUGUCCAAGUAUCCAAAGGCUAAGCCACUGUCAAUACUGGACACUUGCUAUGAUUUUAGCAAGUACGAAACAGUUAGUGUGCCGAAGAUUGUGUUUUCGUUUAAUGGAGCUGACGUAGAAAUCGAUCAAGCAGGAAUCUUUGUUGCAAAUGGGCAAGCGCAAGUGUGUUUAGCGUUUGCUGGGAACAGCGACGCCAGGGAUGUAGCGAUUUUUGGGAACACGCAACAACAGAAUUUUGAGGUGGUGUAUGAUGUGAAUGGAGGGAAGGUCGGGUUUGCUCCUGGGGAAUGCUAAUUUAGGCUUUAGCUACUAAAAAUUAUGGGUAAUCAAGACUUUAAUAGCUUGAGUAAAGAAAUUAAAUAAUUUAAUUUUCUUUAACUUUUUCUUCUUC
Messenger RNA from Manihot esculenta (cassava), 1598 nucleotides. RefSeq names its product aspartyl protease family protein At5g10770. Gene Ontology annotation, molecular function: heme binding; aspartic-type endopeptidase activity; peroxidase activity. Bases 89 to 1501 code for a protein of 470 amino acids. Gene Ontology annotation, biological process: proteolysis; response to oxidative stress. The record is from RefSeq and is a predicted model, not a curated record. The transcript is spliced from 2 exons. Lineage: Eukaryota; Viridiplantae; Streptophyta; Magnoliopsida; Malpighiales; Euphorbiaceae.